AUGCGUACAAGACAACGCAUCAUAAAUUUUUAUGAUAGGCAGGGAUCUCUUGGCAUUCGAACCCAAACCAGGCCACUCCUCCUAACACAAAAAGUAUAUUACAAUACCCUGGUGAAAAGGAAGAAAAAGUUUGAGUCUUUAAAAGAAUAUGUCAGUUGUUUAACUUUUAACAUUUAUUUGAAUGUUUAUCCUUAUUUUUUAAAAGUUCUUAUUUUAUUUUCUAGCCAUCAGCCGCCGAACCAAAUAAAUACAAAAGCCAAUAAAAAAAAGUUUAAAGGUGGCUACGAAAAUCAUAAAAUUGUCAGAAACAACAACAACGACAACGGCGAUAAAACCUAUACGAUUAUCAACAACGAUUAUCUUGGCAUGUCUGCUCACGCUUCUGUUGCUGUUGCUGCUGCUUCUGCUGCUAAAAAUUAUCAAACAAACACGUCUAACAUACUACCCGGCGAUACUUUGACAACAAAAUCUACUACGUCUUCCUUUGAUUUCAGGACAUUUUUUUCUGAUUGUAACCAAUCGGAUGUAUAUUCUGUCAUUGUUAUGUAUUUGCUUGACUCAAGAGAAUCUAUUUCCGAUCUUAAAAUUAUUUUCCUCGUUGGUGGACAAGAGUCCUGCGAAAGUUUAUGCGAAAAAUUGCGAUCAAAGCGAGAGUAUAAGAUGCUACAUGAUGUUCCGACGAGAAUUUUGCUUGAAGGACUGUAUGGGGCAAGCAAGGAAAAAAACUUUAUAUCAGCAAAAAUGAGCAACAUCGUCUACAAGUUUGAGAACAAGGAAGUCUCGAUGCCUCAGGUGGAGACCAGAAAGCAGGUGGUCGAAUGCCUUUUUGAUAAUCCGCUGCACAUUCAACUGUCCGUUCAGUUGGAGCUCCCAAGAAACCAGCUUAACGAUACAUUGUUCUAUUCUACCGUCGAAAUAUGGCACAACAAUUUGAACGUCAAUCAAAUGCCCCUGCAAAUCUUUCUGCAAGAAAAAUGUCAUGUUAAUGAUUAA
Molecule: messenger RNA, 993 nt
Organism: Helobdella robusta
Lineage: Eukaryota; Metazoa; Annelida; Clitellata; Rhynchobdellida; Glossiphoniidae
Exons: 3
Coding region: 1-993 (330 amino acids)
Source: RefSeq, a predicted model, not a curated record